Oryzias melastigma (Indian medaka) is the source of this 3168-nucleotide messenger RNA. RefSeq names its product BRCA1 associated RING domain 1 (gene bard1). The transcript is spliced from 11 exons. NCBI's taxonomy places the organism in Eukaryota, Metazoa, Chordata, Actinopteri, Beloniformes, Adrianichthyidae. The coding region runs from base 131 to 2545 and encodes 804 amino acids. Gene Ontology annotation, molecular function: protein binding. The record is from RefSeq and is a predicted model, not a curated record.
AAUAGUAUUACGUUAUCCUAUGUCACUUCCGUAAAUCUUUGGCGGGACAUGAGAAACAAACAGGAAGUUGGGUUUGUUUUUAGAAACAUUCUUACAGCCUUCAAAAAAAGUCAUCUUUUCUUUUCAAAGUAUGGAAGAUCACGUUGUCGAGCAGACGCAGGACUGGAAAAGUACUAAAGAGGCACUUGCCAGCUUCCGGCAGCUUUUGCUUUGUUCCAAAUGUUCAAAUUUAAUGGAAGAGCCUGUGUGUCUGGGCAUGUGUGAGCAUAUGCUGUGCAGGUCCUGUGCCGGCCCUCAAGCAGGGGAUGGCUGCGCGGUGUGCCUCAGCCCUGCGUGGGUGAAGGACAUCCAAAUCAACAGGCAGCUCAGCAGCAUUAUACAGCUCUUUUGUGGUUUGGAGUCCCUGCUCAAUCCCACAAAACCAGACUCUGUUGAUGACACCCAAACAGAAGGGGAGGCAGCUGUUUUUAAACACAAGAAAAACUUUAAGAUCUGGUUUAGUCCUCGUAGUCGCAAAGUUCGCUGCAAGGUGGAAAAACCGUCCGACGUCCCAGUGCCCGAAAACUCUGGUGAAACUGUUUCUCCACAGCUGGAUGCCCCUGCAGCUCAAGCCCAAGACCUGUCCGUUUUUAAUUUUACAUCAUCUUCACAAGACUCUUCUUCUUCUCAAAGAUGCAACAGUAAAAACCAAAAGAAGAAGAAGAAGCAGCAGCGGUCAUCGAAGAGAAAUGCUAACAGCAGUCAAUCACAGGUGCAGAGAACCAGCAGAACCACACGUGAGCAGACCAAGCAGAACAUUAAAAAGAAGAGGCUGGAGGCCAUAAACCAGCAGUGGGGAAUUACAGAUGCAGAACAUGCAUCCUCUGAGCUGGAGCAGCAAUGUGAUAACAUGUCAAGAAGGUCCAGUAAGAGGGUUUCUUUCUCAAGCUCUGCUGUCACCUGUGAAGAGCCUCCAGCCAAAGCAUUAAAAGGGAAUACUGAACUCGGUCCUACCCAAAGCACAGCGGGAGAGAAUGUUGCAGAGAGCUGCAGCAGUCCACCGAGGUCCCAAACCCAGCUUGCUCUGAGCAUGUCUGGCAGUGUUGGUAAGCUAAAGAUAGCAUGUGCAAAUGAGCCCAGCCUUGACGAAGAUGUUGUAAAUCAGAGCAACAUAUCUACUCCUGAUAAAUGCUCCAAAAGAGUAGAAAAGAAAAACAGCGUUUUGGAAAGCACUCCAAGAAGACCACGAUCCUCUACCACCCCACGAAGAAAGUCACUAGUUGAGAUCUCUCCAACUGUCAAUAAUCCUCGAUCUUUAGCUACACCCCGGAAAGAGAAGAGCACCAAAAACGGCAAACAAAGAGACGCGACAGGGCUGACUCUACCAGAAAGACUCAGUAAAUCCCCCUGCAGCCCGGGAUCAGCUGGUCGACCAAAUUCUGGAAGCCCUGCAUUUAUGAAGAGGAACUACAAGGGAGAGACCCCACUGCAUCUGGCAUCAAUAAAGGGAGAUGUAGAGGCUGUCAAGGAGCUGCUGGACCAGGGAGCUGACCCAAACCAAAAGGAUAAUGCUGGGUGGACACCCCUACAUGAAGCGUGUAACCUGGGUCACCUGGCAGUUGUGGAGGUGCUGGCCGCAAGGGGAGCACUUCUAAACACACCAGGCUAUGAAAAUGACUCUCCACUCCACGAUGCCGUCAGGAACGGACACUCGGCCAUCGUCAAAGUGCUGCUACAGCUCGGAGCCUCACAGACCGUUCUUAAUCUGCAUGGAAAGCGGCCUGCAGAUUAUGCAGUGAGCCCGGAGAUGCUGAACAUUUUCCAAGAGGCCUCUGAAGGAAUCCAGCGUGCCAAUUCUCAUAUGUCUUCCAGCCCAUCAGCCAGUCUCUCUGUGGUGAGUGAAUCUGCGAAAGGUGAUCAAACUGUGGUACUUUUGGCUUCCAAGCUGUCACAGCGAGAGCAGCACCAGCUGGCCAGACUGGAAGAGCUGCUGGAAGGGAGAAUGUCUGACACCUUCUCUGCCUCAGUAAGCCAUGUCGUGGUGCCAGAAGGACCGAUACCCACAAGCUCCUCCACCCUCCUGGGCCUUCUGGCUGGUUGCUGGGUUGUCAACUACAGCUGGGUGGAAGCAUGUCUGCAGGCGGGGAGGCGGCUGCCUGAAGCCGAGCACGAAGCAGGAGAAGGUCCUCGGCGCAGUCGCAUCAACAGAUGCAGCUUGCUCCCUCCGCUCUUCGACGGCUGCUUCUUCUUCCUCCUCGGCUCCUUUAAGGCACCAAGCAAAGACGAGCUGGCCAAGCUGCUGCGGGAAGGAGGAGGCCAACUCCUGAGCCGGCAGCCCAAGCCGGACAGUGAUGUGACUCAGACUCUGAGCGCUGCAGCGUACCAUGCGGUUCCUGGUUCCGACCAGGCUCUGUGCACCCAGUACAUCAUCUAUGACCCAGAAGGCUCUUAUAAACCUGCAGUGGUCAGGCGGGGGAAGGUGUGGUCUGCUCCCUCCACCUGGGUCAUCGACUGCAUCACAGCGUUCAGCCUCCUCCCUGUUCCAGAACCUCAGAUUGUGGGAUAAUCUAUUCUUUUGAUAUUCUUGAUUGAAAACUUAAUUCAGACAUUAUUAUGCUUUUUUAAAGUUAUCUGAAUGGAUUUUAGUUAUUCUCAAUUUAAAUGACUGUAAUGCUAAUGGCACAAACAAAAGACAAAAUAAAAUCGUGGUUUUGUGGUUUAAAUGGGAAGUAAAUUUGUUUAACACUUUGUGAAACUGCUAAAACACAUCAGUGGUUGUCUCCAGUGGAUUUAAAAAAUGUAUCCAAUAGCUGCAGCAUCCCUAUUUAAAAAAAAAUUAAGUCUUUAGAUGUCUCCUUUAUACUAUUGAUUUAGUAUGUUGUUGGAGAAAUUCACCUGAUGUCAUUGGAACAUAUUCGUUUAUAUUGCAUGCAGUCAUUUUAAAAAUAGAGGGAUUUUGCUUUUCUCUUUUGAUGAAUACAAAUUGUAAACAUCAUGAUUUUAUAAUUAAAAAUACACAUAUUCAAAAGGUGUGUUUUGAUUUAAGGAAAUGUGCAGAAGUUUACCUAUAUAAUAAUCACUUUGUGUUGAUAUGUAUCUGAGAGUACACUGCCAUUUAACUUUUGGGUCCAAUUCCAACCUGAUUGUUUAAGGAGACUUUCUCUUUAAUAAAUAUAUUGUCCUCACUAA